AAGCAACUUCCCUUUAACUAGAGAUAAAGCAGCUCUGAUUCUGAGGAUCUGAAAAUCACGCCAAAUAUCACUUUCAUUUCCGUUAAAACUUCUCAGCGGAAACUUGAAGCGAAAGUGUGAAUUUAGCUUUAUGGUGUGGAAGAGUGAAAAAUAAACUGUAGACAGUUCUGUAGAAAUAAAAAAGGAUAAUGGCUCCUUCAAGCAAAGCUGAGAAGAAGGCUGCAGUUGAUGCAGCAGCAUGGAUGUUUAAUGUAGUCACUUCAGUUGGUAUCAUCAUUGUCAAUAAGGCGUUAAUGGCUACUUAUGGCUUCAGCUUUGCUACAACGUUAACUGGUUUGCAUUUUGCUACCACAACCUUGAUGACGGUUGUUCUUAGAUGGCUGGGAUACAUACAACCUUCUCAUCUACCUCUUCCAGAGCUUCUCAAGUUUGUCUUAUUUGCAAAUUUUUCUAUUGUUGGGAUGAAUGUCAGUCUAAUGUGGAAUUCAGUGGGAUUCUAUCAGAUUGCAAAGCUGAGUAUGAUCCCUGUGUCCUGCUUAUUAGAAGUUGUGUUCGACAAGAUCCGAUAUUCGAGAGAUACAAAGCUUGGUAUUGUGGUUGUUCUCCUUGGGGUUGCUGUCUGCACAGUGACAGAUGUUAGUGUUAAUGCAAAAGGGUUCAUUGCUGCAUUUAUUGCAGUCUGGAGUACCUCUCUUCAACAGUAUUAUGUUCAUUACUUACAACGUAACUAUUCGCUUAGUUCCUUCAAUCUGUUGGGACACACUGCACCAGUACAGGCUGCAUCUCUGCUGCUGUUAGGUCCCUUUCUGGAUUAUUGGUUGACUAACAAAAGGGUUGAUGCCUUUGACUUUAAUAUACCGUCCAUGGUGUUCAUAAUCCUUUCGUGCACUAUUGCCGUGGGGACUAACCUUAGUCAGUUCAUCUGCAUUGGCAGAUUUACUGCUGUCUCAUUCCAAGUUCUAGGUCAUAUGAAGACCAUCCUUGUACUGAUCCUUGGAUUCUUAUUUUUCGGGAGAGAAGGCCUUAAUUUACAAGUCGUUUUUGGCAUGAUCAUUGCCGUUUUUGGAAUGAUUUUGUAUGGAAAAGCCUCGUCAAAACCCGGAGGGAAGGAACGACGAAGUCAUUCAAUUUCCAGAAGCAGCCAGCAAAAGCAUGGACUAUCAGAACCUUCAGAAGUUGAUGAAAAGGUCUAAACAUUCUUGCACCUCAAGUUUAACAUACAAACGAUAGAUGAUACCAGGAAAUUUUUUAUCAUUGGACUUGAGAUAUAUUUGUCAAAAAUCAGUUUUCUAGUGAUUUUUUUAUACAUUUUUCUUAAUUUAAUUUCUUUGAAGUGGAUGGAUAUAUUGUGACAAGGCCUUAAUAACUCAUUUUUAAGUUUCUUAGUCAUAAA
Molecule: messenger RNA, 1393 nt
Organism: Olea europaea var. sylvestris
Lineage: Eukaryota; Viridiplantae; Streptophyta; Magnoliopsida; Lamiales; Oleaceae
Product: UDP-rhamnose/UDP-galactose transporter 6-like
Exons: 7
Coding region: 189-1193 (334 amino acids)
Cellular component (GO): Golgi apparatus
Molecular function (GO): antiporter activity; UDP-galactose transmembrane transporter activity
Source: RefSeq, a predicted model, not a curated record